ACUCACAAAGAGGCUGAGAGGGAACAACGUGGUGUCGGGAGGUGAAGGAGACAAGAGCCAAGGAGUAAAUAAGUGACAGGCUCGGCCCUGAUUCAAGUGUGACACUGAAAGAGCUGAAUAUAAAGGAGCACGAUUGGGAAGCUUUUUUUCUGUGUUUGGAUUUGCUGCGAGGAGGCAAGCGACUGAGGAUUAUCCGAAUUAACGCUGAACAGGAUUUGCUCUCAUGAUUAACUCAAGACUCAAUGGUGGAGUUGUUUGCAGAGCGGGUUUUGAUAAAGAACAACAAGGAGCAGGACGAGCUGGACACCGAGCGAGAGAUCGUGAUGCGUCUGCAGAACCGGAUCCUGAUGCUGUUCUUCGCCUCGGCGUCAUGUGAACGCUGCCGGCAGUUUGUCCCCAAACUCAAAGACUUCUUCAAACAGUUGACGGAUGAAUUCUACGUGGAUCGCUCUGCACAGCUGGUCCUUCUGUACAUAAGUUUGGACCUCUCUGAGGAUCAACAGGAAAGCUUCCUCAAGGAGUUGCCCAGGAGGUGCCUGUUCUUAGCAUACGAGGACCCCUACAGGAGGGAGCUGAAGGAGCUCUACCACGUCGAAGAGCUGCCCACGGUGGUGGUCCUGCGUCCAGACUGCUCCAUCCUCAUCCCCAAUGCCGUGGAGGAGAUACUGCGUCUGGGCCCAGACUGCUACAUCAACUGGCAGGAGGCAGCUGAGAUCAUCGACAGGAACUUCAUGAUCACGGACGACUUUCAGGAGAAGUCCAUGCGCAGCUUUAGUGACCCAGUCAGGAGACUCAAGUACAAGGUGGAGGACGAUAAGAAGAAGAGGAAGAAGUGCAGGUUAUUGGGUGGAGGGGGAGAGACAGAGGAAGCUGGAGCUAAAGAUGCAGGGUCGCCAUGGUGACGCUGAGAGCACGAUUGAGCAGAGGAGGUGUUUCAUUUUCCCAUUUGUUGCAUCAGAAACUGACAAUGAUGUUGAGGGAGACCCUUGGUCUGACGUGAACUAAAAGGGUGGCCAAUAAAUGAAGUCCAGAAGGCGGGACUCUUCGAAAUGUAGACUUAGUGGCGAGCAACAGAAAUGAUAAUCACAGUGUGAUCUGAAUAUAUGAAAAGAAAGCAUUGUUUUUUUUUUCAAUAGAUUUUGAGGAAAACAUUUUUAACAAGAAACAACAGGUCAUUUUAUUUAUUUAUUUUAUCUUCAAGAUAAAAUAAAGAUUAGGAGGCAAAGUGCCAUUUGCUGAUUAAGCAAUGAAAACUAAAUCCCUGAAUAAAAAUUACAAUGAGAAAAUUGAUAUCUUGAUACUAUAAUAUAUCACAUUAUGAUGGUUGUAUAUAAAAAAAACAAAAAACGCAGAGAAAUACUGAAUAGGCGGUAUGUAAAGCUCUUGCUGGCCAAAAAAAUGACCCGACCCGGCCGGAUGUGGCCCCCCAGCCUUAAGUUUGACAUGUACUUUAAAGGUUAAAAAUAUACACCAAUUGGUUUAGAAAGAGGUUUCCAGUCACCUACAUGGAAGUCAUGUCUAUUUUGCUUCAUAAUCAUAAACUCAACCGAUCAUGAAUACAACUCACACAGAACAUCUCUGAAUGGCGUAUGGAGGAUUUUAAGUGCAACAACAAACACUCAUGUAGUGACCCUACUGUAUGAGGGGAAUUUUUUCAAACAUUUCGAUUAUUUUACUUGCGCCUUUUGUUGAAUGAAAGAGUCAUCUACCUUAGUAUCUUAGAGUAUUGAGUAGCGUUGUCAAGCUGUGA
Messenger RNA from Synchiropus splendidus (mandarinfish), 1750 nucleotides. RefSeq names its product nucleoredoxin-like protein 1. Bases 243 to 902 code for a protein of 219 amino acids. Gene Ontology annotation, cellular component: mitochondrion. The record is from RefSeq and is a predicted model, not a curated record. Gene Ontology annotation, biological process: photoreceptor cell maintenance. Lineage: Eukaryota; Metazoa; Chordata; Actinopteri; Syngnathiformes; Callionymidae. The transcript is spliced from 4 exons.